Messenger RNA from Cryphonectria parasitica EP155, 719 nucleotides. RefSeq lists its product as uncharacterized. The transcript has 6 exons. Gene Ontology annotation, biological process: mitochondrial electron transport, cytochrome c to oxygen. NCBI's taxonomy places the organism in Eukaryota, Fungi, Ascomycota, Sordariomycetes, Diaporthales, Cryphonectriaceae. Gene Ontology annotation, molecular function: enzyme regulator activity. Gene Ontology annotation, cellular component: mitochondrial inner membrane. The coding region runs from base 116 to 496 and encodes 126 amino acids. The record is from RefSeq and is a predicted model, not a curated record.
CUCAAUUCGCGACGACCACCCUACCACCACAGCAAGAAAGCUCUCCACUCUCCAAUUGACACACACCCGCUGAGAUCUCUACAGAUCGGCCGACACCCAUUCACCACACCCAAAGAUGUAUGCCCAACGCCAGGUCUUGCGCGCCCUGCGCUCCCCCGUCCUGCAGCGCCGUUUCGCAAGCACCGCCCCGAGGGCUGGCGAGACUGCCUUUGCUGCCGAGCGCCGUGCCGUCAAGGAGCACGCUGCCGAGUCCACCGGCCUCUGGAAGAAGAUUUCCAUCUUCGUCUGCAUCCCUGCCCUUUUCGGCGCCGGUAUCAACGCCUACUGGCUUUGGAACGAGCACUGGGAGCACUGGUCUCACUUGCCUCCUCUGGAGGAGCGUCCUGAGUAUCCCUACCAGAACAUCCGGACCAAGAACUACCAGUGGGGUGACGGUGACAAGACUCUCUUCUGGAACGACAAGGUCAACUACCACAACAAGGACAAGACUGCCUAAGAAGAAGACAAUCGACCCAACAGAGUUCUUGUACAUGUGACACGAACAACAACAACAAGAGGAGGCGUGAUGGCGAAAAGGAUGGAGGUAGAUUGAGAACGGCGGACGUAUAGAAGCAGAGGGCGGAUGGGGCGCACCGUCGACGGACGGACAGAUCGACCUGUGUACAUGUGUUCUAGAGUCGCAGCAAUCGAUUUGGCUACGUAUGCACUUGAACAGAGUG